Ectocarpus sp. CCAP 1310/34 is the source of this 2697-nucleotide messenger RNA. NCBI's taxonomy places the organism in Eukaryota, Phaeophyceae, Ectocarpales, Ectocarpaceae. The record is from the annotation of a GenBank genome assembly.
AUGGUCCAGCUAACUGGGCACCCAAGGUCUGGGAAGAAGGGUAGGACCGGCAAGGACGCCUAUAUUCGAGUUCCGUGCGGCACGCUCGUUUCGGAGGUGGUGCAGGAAGAAGAAAAAUAUGGGUUCCAUCCUUGGGCACUGGCCGGUGGGAUCGAAUGCGGUGGUAAAAAAUCUAUCGCGCAAGGAGCCGAGGGCGAAGAAGGGGGCGAGGAAUCUGCUUUCGACGGCGACAGUUAUUGGGGCGAAGAUAACCACGAGGAGGAAGAAGAAGAAGUGCGUUAUGUGGCCGACUUGGAGAAGGAUGGCGACAAGGUCCUUUUGGCGUCAGGAGGAAAACCGGGGCUAGGUAACCUACACGUGGCGUCUCGCAGAGUGGGCACGAAAAUUCCUGGGCAGCGCGGAGAGAGCCGGCACUACCGCUUCGAGCUUAGAACAAUCGCGGACGUGGGUCUUGUGGGGUACCCGAACGCCGGCAAGUCUACCCUGCUCGGGUGCAUCACGAGCGCUAAGCCCAAGGUCGCCAUGUACCCAUUCACUACCCUUACUCCCGUCGUGGGACACGUCGAGUACUCGGACACAACCCGCCUCCGAGUGGCAGACAUCCCCGGUCUCAUCGACGGGGCGCACCGAAAUCGCGGGCUCGGGCACGAGUUUUUGCGGCACGUGUCGAGGACUCGGGCGCUCAUGUUCGUGGUAGAUGCAGCGGGGUCGGAGGGGCGAGACCCGGUGGAUGACCUCAUGAGCCUCAAGGAGGAGCUGAGGCUGUACGACGGCGAGCUGGCAGGGAAGCCGGCUUUCGUGGUGGCGAACAAGACUGACUUGCAGGAGACCGAAGGGCAUCUCGAGAGGCUGCGCCGUGCUGCCGGUCCUCUACCAGUCGUCCCAAUCAGCGCGCUCGAGUCUAGAGGGUUGUUAGAGUUGGUCGUGACGAUGCGACAAGUUCUAGAGGAACACUCGCCUGGCAACCGCACUGAUACGUCGGGCGGAGAAAGCGAGGUAGGGAAUUAAGAUGGUGCUGCAGAUUGAGGUAGACAUGAAGAGGGAGCCGCCGCCGGCGGAAAUAACAUUGAGAAGGGCCCCGCGGUGCCUGGGACAACACCAACGGUGCGAUGGAUGCGUGAGGAGAUGUAGACGAAGCUGGGUAGGCUAGAAUAGAACCAAUCCAUCACGCAGCGCUCUGUGAUGAGCUUCUUAGAUUGCCGCAAGUGACAUAUGUACUUCGCAUUCUAGUUUCGGUUGAUGCCUUGUCUAGGCUGAGGACACGUCGCCCGAUCAAGGAGCUUGGUCAGCUUGGUCAAGAAAUAUCAUGGAAGAAAGCCUUGGCAAUAAUUUAGUGAACGCCUUGGAGCUCAGGAAGCACCUACCAAUACUUUUGCACUUGCCGAUUUCGGGACAACGAAUGGCAAGACGAAAAGGGCAGAAAAAACAAACAUUUACCGACAAACGUGGGGAGCGGGGGCGAAUUGUCAUUCCCGGGGGCGAAGAUCGCCGGCCAACCCAGCUAUUCUUCUUUCUGCCUCUUUGGCACAUGUUUGGGCCCCGACGUCGUAGGUUCCAGCGCAAGAUCGGCAAAUAGGUCCUAAUGUGUGGGUUGAGGGGAUAGGCCCGAAAAAAAAUCAGACGAACGCCAGCGCGGAUCUCUCUCCCCGUUUCUUUUUGUUUUCAAAUAUUUUUCGCCCCUCCACUGCUACGUUCCUUUGAGAGCGCCCCAACGCAUUCUCUUCAGCCAAAACUAUAGAACACUUUCAUUUAUCCUUUUGUGCACCCCCGGGGCGUUCACCCAGAAUGUAUCGGGAUACAGCACUACACCCGCUUGGGCAUCCGUUCAUCGGCGCCAAAGUGCUUUCUUGCGCUCACUCAUGUUUGAUCUAGCCUCACCCGCAGAUUCUAGUAUACGGCAAAAGAACCACAAGGAGAGGAACUGCACCAAGCCUACAUGGUUGUUGAUGAACGGGUUUGCCGGGUGCUUCAAGGACCUCGGGGUGGGCAGGAUAUAUAUAUACUCUUGCCAGCACCAACGUCUUGUGGGUAAAGCAAGCUGUUCGAAUUCAUCCUCGACCUCCAUGCCUAUCAAAUCUAGGGCAACGCUAGCUUACAUGUGCACAAAGAAACAGGGCUUGACGAACCAAUGAGGCAUCGCGCCGCUGUGACAAACAUCGCCCACAUGCUCCAUGUGACGGAAGCAAAGCAAGGGUACCUCCCGCACCUCGGUAACCUCGUGUGUUUGGCCAGCAUUCAACGACCAAAAAACUCCCGAACAAGCCCGCGGGCAAGCUACCGACGUACCCUAUCGGUUUAGUUUCGCCAAGAGAAUCUUGCACAUUACCACUAACCUUAAAUCUUUCAAAAGUUCAAUCCUACAAUUACAAGAUUACAAGAGGAGCAUCGUACAGCACCAGCCACCCGCACGUUGCCAUUUUGGUGCAGAAGCAACAGAAGCCGAACCCAGCAAGUCUUCGACACACUCCUUGCUCCUCGUUUCCCCACCCCUUAUUCCUCCUUGAAGCGCAUCUCGAGUCGCUUCUUGUCGGUCGUGAUGCGUAGCAGCCAGUACGAGAAAGCCAGCACAUGAGCGACCACCUUCUCACCAAUCCCAUCACGGCAUACUGGAUGCCAACCGGUAGAUUGCCCAGGCCCAAUGCAUUAGCGAUGGCAGUCAUGCUCCAAGAGUGGGUACCGUUAGCUUGAUAGGUUGGA